Molecule: messenger RNA, 1992 nt
Organism: Syzygium oleosum
Lineage: Eukaryota; Viridiplantae; Streptophyta; Magnoliopsida; Myrtales; Myrtaceae
Product: receptor-like cytosolic serine/threonine-protein kinase RBK2
Exons: 9
Coding region: 77-1579 (500 amino acids)
Biological process (GO): protein phosphorylation
Molecular function (GO): ATP binding; protein kinase activity
Source: RefSeq, a predicted model, not a curated record
CUUUUGAUCUCUCUCUUUUUUCCCUUCUUUUUUUCCUUUUUGUCCCUCCUUUCUUUGGCUAGUUGUGCGUUUGUUCAUGGCGGAGGUUGCAGCAAGAAUGGCACCUCCUACUUUCUUUUUUUCUGGUUAUUCACGGCAUCGUGAUGUGGAUUAUGGCAGAAGGCCCGUGAAGAUACUGAUAGAUCCAGUAAAGCAAAAAAAGCGACAUGCUGCAUUAGCUUCCUCUGCUUCUGCACAAGAUUUGAGACUUUUAGACAUGGAAAAGGAAAAACUCGAUGAGUCAUCCCCAAGAGGAGUAAUAGAAGCCUGCAUCAGAAGCUUGGAACCAGAAGCAGAACCUCCCAAGGAAAAAAGCGAGGAACAGGAAACUCACUGCUCAAAUUCAAGGGCACUUUCUCACUGGAUCAAAUUUUUCACUUUGUGGAAGAGAAAAUCAAUCAAACGGUUAGCCUCUUUUCCUCCCCUUGCCGUGCCGAAACUAUCCAAGAGAAAGAGCAGGAGCAUUACAGAGAACAUAACUCCUGUGUUGAGUGAUAUAUACAACUUCAAGUCCUCGUUGGUGCAUUUCACCUUUUCUGAACUACAAAUGGCAACCAACUACUUUAGCCACGAAAACUUAAUUGGCAAGGGUGGAUAUGCUGAAGUAUACAAGGGGUGUCUAAAAAACGGACAGUUGGUUGCGGUGAAGCGGCUGAACAAAGGAACAGCAGAUGAAAGGAUCGCAAGUUUUCUAUCUGAAUUGGGCACCAUUGCCCAUGUAAAUCACCCUAACAUUGCUAAGUUGAUUGGGUGCGGAGUGGAAGGAGGAAUGCACAUCGUAUUUCAAUUAUCUGCUCUAGGAAGUUUAGGAUCUGUUCUUCAUGGAUCAAAGGCUAAUCUAGGAUGGGAUAAAAGAUAUAAAAUUGCCCUAGGAACCGCAGAUGGUCUUCUUUAUCUUCAUGAAAGUUGUCAGAGGCGAAUCAUCCACAGAGAUAUCAAGGCUGAUAACAUCCUUCUUGCCGAGGAUUUCGAACCUCAGAUAUGUGACUUUGGGCUUGCCAAAUGGCUACCAAAACAGUGGACUCACCACAAUGUGUCCAAAUUUGAAGGAACAUUUGGCUACUUUGCCCCUGAGUACUUCAUGCACGGGAUAGUGGAUGAGAAGACUGAUGUAUAUGCCUUUGGGGUUCUGCUUUUGGAGCUCAUUACCGGGCAAAAAGCAUUGGAUCAUCUAGGAAGAAGCGUAGUUCUUUGGGCAAAACCUCUUCUGGAUGACAAUGUUAUUGAGGAUCUCAUUGAUCCUUCCCUUGGUGAUGAUUACAACUCCGACGAAAUGGAUCGUGUGAUAAUGACUGCUUCGUUGUGUAUUGAGCAGUCUCCUAUUCUACGUCCUCGAAUGAAUCAGGCAAGCCUGUUUCCCGAGACUCGCGUCGCCAUAUUGCUGAGAGGAGAAAGUUUCAUCUCGGAGUGUACAGAAGAAGGUCAGAGGCGUUCCCUCCAGAGAACCUACUCCGAAGAGCUCCUGGACGCGCAAGAAUACAACUCGACGAGGUAUUUGAGCGAUCUCAAACACCACAAGGAGGUGGCUUUGAGCUCUUGACACCAACCGUUCACAUCACAUCACAUAUUUGACCAAUUAGCAUUAGUUAAAUAGAACUUUUUUUCCGAGCCGGAGAGUGUUUAAGAGUCCCCUAGUAAUGUGAUGGAUUUUGUGCUGUUAUUUCAUGGCAUAUGAGCCCAUUUAUGAUCUUCAACACACAGGCCCUGGGUGAGGUCCCGGAUCAUAGUGAAUCCUAAUCCGUCAUUUAGUUCUUAUACGGGAAUAUGAUUCUCUCCAGUCAAAUUCCCGGAAAUACAUGAGAUGAAACUAUUUCUUGAGGACACUUAACUCUCCCUAGGCUCUUACAGACUUUUCCUUUUGUGUAUAUAUGUCUCAAUUAGGACAUGUGGGAUAUUGUAAUAUGAAGCUGUGGUGUAACUUAUCAGAACAUAGAGAACAGGAUUUUGAGCAAA